Molecule: messenger RNA, 2092 nt
Organism: Anas platyrhynchos (mallard)
Lineage: Eukaryota; Metazoa; Chordata; Aves; Anseriformes; Anatidae
Gene: HOXB2
Product: homeobox B2
Biological process (GO): regulation of transcription by RNA polymerase II
Cellular component (GO): nucleus
Molecular function (GO): DNA-binding transcription factor activity, RNA polymerase II-specific; RNA polymerase II cis-regulatory region sequence-specific DNA binding
Source: RefSeq, a predicted model, not a curated record
CAUUGGCCGCGGAUGGCCACGUGACCACGAAUUGGCUGCAAUUUCGCCCCAGUCUCGAGUUUAAUAGAGCAAGGUCCCCAUACGCCUGUAUUAUCAGCAAUAUAACAAUUAUAAAAAGCCCGAGAACCAUCAUCAUCACUGCCAUAAAAACUGAGGCCCUCAGAUUUCUUCCUCUCUUCCCCUCCUCCUUCCUCCCCCCCUCCCGCUUUUUAAAGCCUGGGCCCUGGAAAAGCCAUGAAUUUUGAAUUUGAGAGGGAGAUCGGGUUUAUAAAUAGCCAGCCUUCGCUCGCAGAGUGCCUGACGUCUCUUCCCGCUGUCCUGGAGACAUUUCAAACUUCAUCAAUCAAGAACUCGACAUUAAUUCCUCCUCCUUUUGAGCAAACCGUCCUCAGCCUGAAUCCUUGUUCCAGCAGCCAAGGAAGACCGAGGAGCCAAAAAAGAGCAUCUCAUGGCCUGCUCCAGCCCCAGCCUCCGGCACAGCCCGGCCCCUUGGCAGCGGAAUUCCCCUGGAUGAAGGAGAAGAAAUCGUCCAAGAAAGCAACCCAGGCUCCAUCCUCGUCUUCCUCCUCUUCCCCCCCAUCAUCUUCCUCGUUGCCGAUCCCUGCCGCAGGAUCUCCCGCAGACACCCAGGGGCUCGCAGACACCAGCGGCUCCAGGAGGCUCCGAACGGCGUACACCAACACGCAGCUCCUGGAGCUGGAGAAGGAAUUCCACUUCAACAAAUACCUCUGCAGGCCCCGCCGGGUGGAGAUCGCGGCUCUUCUCGACCUGACCGAGCGGCAAGUCAAGGUCUGGUUCCAGAACCGCCGCAUGAAGCACAAGCGGCAGACGCGGCACAAAGAGCCCCCCGACGGGGACGCCGCCUGCCCCGGCCCGGACGAGGGCAGCGACCCCCUGGACGAGGCCGAGGACGGCCCCGCGCUGGGGCCCAGCCGCGGCCAGGCGCGCCCCGAGCCGCCCGGGGGCCCCCGGAGUCCGGCGCAGCCCCGCGCCGCCGCCUCCCGCCCGCAGCGCGCCCGCCCCGGCGGCCGGGACUCGCCUUCGCUGCCGGAGCUGGGCAUCUUCUCGGCAGAGCCCUGCCUGCAGCUCUCCCCCGACCUGCAGGACUCCCUGGGGAGCCCCGUCCACUUCUCCGAGGAAGACCUGGACUUCUUUGCAAGCGCACUUUGCGCUGCAGAGCUGCAGCACCUGAAUUUCCAGUAGCGGGCCCGCUCCCCGCCUGCCGCUGCUGCCCCGCCAGGCCGAGGCGCCCCCGGCCCCGCUGCCAGCUGCCCCCGGCUGCGGGGGGGGGGGGGGGCGCCCCCGAAAACGCCCCCGAGCCACCAUUCGUUCAAUCACCCCCCCCCCCCCCCCGUGCCCCAAACUCUUUCUUCCGAGAAUCGCGUUGCAGGACCCGAAUCACACUCGCAGUAUUUAUUUUACAAGGCUCACAUAAAAGAGUAGGGGUUUUAUUAUUAUUUUGUAAUUAAAACCAGGUUCUUAAUUACAGGCUUCUUUCUUAUUUAUUUUAAAGACGGCGCCCGAUUAUUUUCACGCACAUCAGACAUGUCAGGCCUCGAGAGAAAACAUUUGUAAAUCCUUCAAGUGACUUUCUCAGGAAUCAGAAUGAGACUUUUAGAUUUCCUAAUAAAAUGAUAAUGAUAAUAAUAAUAAUAAAACAGAGGAAUUUUCUUUCCUCUUUUUAAGUUGUAGAUGUAGACUAUUUAUUAAAAUCUUUUAAUAGUAAAUGACAAAUUAUUUAUUGUACAUUAUUUUCAUAGAGUAAAUAAAUGCCUUUACAAAACUAAGAAACGUGGGUUGCUAUAUAUUUCAUUCGAAAUUGUUAUCUCUUUUUUUUUUUUUUUUUUUUUUUUUCCUAAACCAGUCUCCUUCCUCUUCCCUGAUUUGCAGCAAUCUGGUGUCUUUAUAGUCUGUUCAUGUGCACUGAGAGAGAGGACAAAAGAAAUUGCUCCCAACUAAUACUGCAAGAGUCUUCGUGAGUCAGAAAUAUUUGCCCUGUUCCGUUCUGUCUGCGUUUCCUUUGAGCUUGUUUUUUAAUGUUAUUAUUAUUAUUAUUUUUAAUAAAUCGAAGCCGGGUAUUUGUUUCCCAUGC